Molecule: messenger RNA, 361 nt
Organism: Acaulospora colombiana
Lineage: Eukaryota; Fungi; Glomeromycota; Glomeromycetes; Diversisporales; Acaulosporaceae
Source: the annotation of a GenBank genome assembly
AUGGAUCUGGCAUUAGAAGCCAUCGCCCUGAAGCAUAUUAUCAAGCAUAUUCCUUCUCCUAGACCAUCAGAAGGACACACUUCGCCUCUGUUCGUCGGUAUUCAAGGCCCGCAAGGUAUCGGUAAAACGACACUCACCGCACAACUCGCUUCCACAUUGUCUCAGGAACCAUAUUCGUUUCGUGUUGUGACUUUCUCCAUUGAUGACCUCUACUUGGGUCAUGAGGCCCUCAAGGAUGUGGGUCGUGCCAACCCCAAGAAUGGUCUCCUGCAAGGACGAGGACAGCCAGGAACGCACGAUAUUCCGUUAGGCGCAGAAACUUUGAAAGGAUUGAGCCAGAUAAACCUACGAGAUAGUGCGA